This is a messenger RNA of Nilaparvata lugens (brown planthopper), 9292 nucleotides long. It is a transcript of the gene htk, whose product is annotated as AT-rich interactive domain-containing protein 4B. Gene Ontology annotation, cellular component: nucleus. Gene Ontology annotation, biological process: regulation of transcription by RNA polymerase II. Lineage: Eukaryota; Metazoa; Arthropoda; Insecta; Hemiptera; Delphacidae. The record is from RefSeq and is a predicted model, not a curated record. Gene Ontology annotation, molecular function: transcription cis-regulatory region binding. Bases 176 to 8170 code for a protein of 2664 amino acids. The transcript has 25 exons.
AGCUAGAAUUUCUAGUUUAUAUUUCUCUAGUUCCUGCUGCACAUUAGUUCGCUAGUUGCUGUUUUGCUUUUCCAGCUGCAUUUGGUGUACGUAGUUCAAAGUGUUUGUUCAUGGAAGAAAUUAGUAGUGUUUUACAGAUGUUUUCUUAUCAGAGGAAAAGAAAAAACCCAUCCUAAUGCAGCGUUGGGGCAGUAAACGUGAAAUGAUGGGAGAUGAUCCCCCCUAUCUCACAGUGGGCACAGAAGUAAGUGCCAAAUAUAAAGGUGCUUUUUGUGAAGCAGAAGUGAGGAAGGUCGUUCGCAGCGUAAAAUGCAAGGUUGCCUUCAAAUUUGGACUUGGGAAUGCAACUGUCACAGAUGACCAAAUUCGGGGAUCUCUGAGAGCUGGCUCAAACGUUGAAGUGAAGCAUCCCGAGAAAAAAGAAUUUGUAGAAGCUACGAUCACAAAAAUCCAAGAUUGCAGUCAAUAUACUGUCGUGUUUGAUGAUGGCGAUAUCACCACUUUGAGGCGAACGGCUCUGUGUCUGAAGAGUGGACGCCAUUUUGCCGAAAGUGAGACAUUGGACCAGCUGCCUCUCACUCAUCCGGAGCACUUCGGAAAUCCGGUGAUCGGGGGACGUCGUGGCCGGCGUAACAGAGAGGAGAGCAGCGACGACGAUGAUGAUUGUCUGUCGACGCGCAAGGGUGGCGGAGGGGCCGGGGGGAGGGGUUCCGGGGGCAGAGGAGGCGGAAGCCGCAUGGAGGUGGAGAAGGAGGCGGACAUCGGCAAGGUGGUCUGCGUCGAGAUGAGCGACAAGAAGAAGCAGAAGGACAACUGGUUCCCGGGCCUGGUGGUCGCACCCACUGCGCAGGACACGGUGCGCAUACACGUCAAGGAAGAGUAUCUGGUGCGCUCGUUCAAGGAUGGCCGAUAUUACACAGUUCCAAAGAAAGAAGCCACUUCAUUCACCAGGGAAAUCGGCUCCAAGGUUGAUAACAAUACAUUGAGGACAGCUGUUGACAAGGCUUUGCUUUUCCUCGAUAAGGAUGAGUUACCUCCCCAUUGGGACAGAGAACUUCUCUUUGGUUUGGAAGAAUCCACUGGCUCCGAAUCCGAUGCCGAUUUGGACUCUGAUUCGUCAGAUAAUGAGCCACGAGAAGAGAAGGACCAUUUUGUCGCACAACUUUAUAAAUUCAUGGAUGACAGGGGAACACCAAUCAAUAAAGGACCAACAAUCUCGGCCAAAGAUGUGGAUUUGUAUAAACUGUUUAUGGUGGUGCAGAAGCUUGGAGGGUACAAUCGCGUCACCAACCACAACCAGUGGAAAACCAUUUCGCACAAACUGGGUUUCGGCCAGAAUGCUUCCACCGUCAACCUUGUCAAACAUGCCUAUAAAAAGUUUUUGCACAGUUUCGAGGAUUUCUACCGAAAACUUGGUUGCACCAUGCUAAGUCAUCCUAGAAACAAUAGAGCGAGACAUAGGUCCAGCAGGAGUCUCAUCAGAGACAGAGAUCGCGCUACACCAAAAAUCAAGGACAAAGACGGCAAAGAUUCUGACGAUCCAAAAGAGGCCUCCACUUCGCAAGAUGUCAUCAAGAAAGAAGAAGUGGUGAAAGAAGAGGAAAAGCCGAAAGAGGUAACAGUUGUAGAAACCCCUAAAAGGGAAAGUCGCAGCAAAGAGAUGAUGAGGAGUGCUAAAGCAAUGACAAAGGAGGACAACAAAGUGGAGAAGAAGGAGAUGGAGAAGGUGCAGCAGCAGCAGCAGCAGCAGCAGCACGAGGCUGUAGCGACGACUGUGAAGAAGAGUGUGGAGGAGACGAGGAGGGGUGGUGAAGAAGGAGCAAGGAGCAAGGAGAGGGUGAAGUUGACGGCAUCGUCCAGCAACGAAGAGCAGCACAAAGCGAACAAGGUGAUGACCGGCAGACGCGAGGCAAAAGCAAAACAGGAAGAAAAGGACAACUACGAAGAGAAAGCGAAAAGUGAGAUUAAGCAGGGGAAAGUGGCCGCCAAAGAACAACAGCCGAAGAAGAGGAGUCUAUUUGAGAAGGUGACGGGUGUCAGGAAGGGUCCACGUGGCGGGGGAGGAGGAGGGGGAACUGAGGAGACAUCAUCGAAACCCCCCAAGGCGAAACGGCCGUCACUCGGCCUUGCUGCCGUGCGACAGAAGCGAUCCCUCAAAGAUCGCAUGAAAUCCAUCGUUCGCAAGUUCAAACUGAAGGGUGGAACUAGUACUAACACUACUACCCUCACAACCACCACCAACAAACCUCUCUCUAAAACUACCCUACUCACCCAACAACCACCCACUUCCCACAACUCUACACAACCCAUCCCAAAACCCUCCCCAGUAACUAAAUCUCUCCCCCCACCCAACCCACCUCCUCCAAACCCUCCACCUCCCUCCAAACGACAGCCCGAUGGCAAUGAUGGUGAUGAUGAUGAUGAUGAUGAUAAUGAUGAUGAGGAUGCGAGCAAUGCAUGCCACCAUGCGAGCAAGACCACCAUCCCCGAAGUAGUAAACGGCCUCGACAUUGCUGAUGACGAUGAUGAAAACACUGACAAGGAUGAUGCCAUGGGUUCGGGUACAGGCUUGCGCAGUGUAACUCCAACAAUAUCACCGCGUUGUGGUGCUCAAAGCCAAGACACACAGCCCGUCAACCAAACGAGUCCCAUUGCGCAUGCGCUGCCCAUCAGCCAAUCACAGGCCGCCGCGCUGAGGCCUCGGAGCACAGACGGCGGCAGCCAUCUUGACAGUGGUGGUUCAGCCUAUCACAGCAAGAAUAUACAGUUGACGCGAUCUAAAUCUAAAGAAGAUAUACCGAUAAGAGUGAGAAAAGAGCCUACCAGCACAGACACAAAGAAGACUUCUUCUUCGCCCCAAAACUUGUCUUCACCCAACAACAGUAAGGAGCAGUCAGAAGCCGAUAAGAGACGAGGAAGGAAACGUAAAGAAGACGAGAAAGGACCUUGUGAAGAAGUUCUUGAUCAAUUACCUAGCUACAAGUCGGUAUCAGUUGGGGACAAACUGAAAGUCUAUUACGGACCAACACAUGAGUCGAAAGUGACUUACGAGGCAAAGGUAUUGAGCAGCAAAGAGGAGAAUUCAGAGACUCUGUACUUGGUGCAUUACACAGGGUGGAACACUAGGUACGACGAGUGGAUAAAGCGUUCACGAAUUGCAGACAACCUGAGCUGGUCUCCUGGUCGUGUCAAACGCAAUAGGCAACCUCAACAACAGUGUUUGAGAAGGAGUGCUGGUGGUGCAGCACCGACGAAGCGAGGACGCAGCAGCGACACUGGCAGGUCGACCGCCCCCUCCCCCUCACCACGGGCCAGGCUCCCCUCCUCCACUCGCACGCAUACACGCUCCAAGCAGAGCUCCCGUCGCAUCUCAGCACACACAGAUUUGUCAGAUACAGACAGUGGUGAUGAAUCGGACAGCGAGUCGGACAGUGAGAGCAACAGUCCGCUGCAGAAGAGAGCCGACAAAAUGGUGGGCAGUAGCGAUGAAAAAGACGAGAUGGAAAUUCGCACCAAGAGGCGAGCAGCGCUGGCUUUCGCGCACACGCUCAGCUUCGAGAGCAAAGAGGACAAGAGGAAGCCAACAGCGCCGUCGACCAGCGAGGAUGAACGCGACCUGGAAAAGUGCAAAGACGACGUCGACAGGAAACCACACGAGCGACGAUCUGCGUCCAGAGUUAGCAUUGAGAAAGAGCAGAACGACGAACAAACCGCAGAAAGGAGAGGACGGAAGUUGAGAAGUGACCGUGCCAGCCGACCUUUGUCGGACAGUGACGAAGAAAAGGACGAAGAGAAAGACAAGAGAGAAGGUAAGAGAGUGUCUCUUGAAAGAAGGAAAAACGAAGAAUCGAAAGCCAAGUUAGAAGUCAAGAAGGAAUCAAACGAACUGGAUGAUGGACAAAGCUCUAGAAUCUCGAGAACCAAUGAAAACAGUUGUAAGGAUGAUAGUGAUGAAUCAUUGGCUAAAUUACGCAGAAAAACUGAAGUUCAUAAAAUGGAAUGUGAUGAUGGUAAAUCACAGACAGUCGACGAUAAUACGAACAGGUCCGACAGGUUGAGAAAUCGGUCCGAUAAUAAAAAAAGGUUUGAAGCAAAAACAACGGACGAUACUAGUAAAUUUGAUUCAAAGAUGCAAUCAAUUGUCGAUAAAGUUUUGAAAUCUACGUCAGUUGAACCGGAAAUAAAGCCCGAAGUGAAAGAAAUUAAAGAAGAACCAGCCAGUGAUGUGUCUGAGAGUGGCGAGAAUAAGAAGAAAACACGCUACGAAAGAGUUAAGAAGGAGAGAAAUGCUGAAGAUGAAUCGUCUCAAGACACGGAGAGAAAUAGAAGGAGUAGGAGAGUGGUAAUGAACAAGAAAGACGAUGCAAAAGCGAGUAGUAGCAAGGAUGAUUCUGACGACGAAGUUCUGCAGCAACCAAAGGGAAGAGACUUCGAUCUGAUGCAGAUCAGAUCAGAGUUGAAAGGAAUCGAUAAAGCCGUCAAAAUGCCACUUGAAGUGAAGAGCUCUGAAACGGAGGUGAAGGAAAUAGCCUCAGCUUCGGACGUUGUCAAGAAAGAGCCAGUUGAUGUGAAAGUGAAAGAGGAGCAAGAAUCACCAACUAAAGAAGCAAUGGAUCUGUCAGCUGAUGAUAUCUACGAGUUCAAAGAGCCCGAACCAUUCGAGUUCGAGGUAAGACCCAAGUGCAGUGAGGAGAAAGGAGGCAAAAUGCAGAGAAGGACUUUCGGUAGGAUGUGCGACGAACUACCUAAAACACCUUCUCCUCUUAAAAGGAAGCUGGUCAGAAGUAAGCCUUCGCGUUCACCUCCUGAAGUUAAGAAACGGUUCCGACGAAGUAUCACCAAAAAAGAUGAGUGUCCAUCUUCGGAUGCUAAGGGUGCUGCGGAACCAGAAACCAGUAACCAAACUACUGAGAAGAAGAGUGUUGAGAAACCUGCUGUUCCGGUUAAGUCACUCAUAGAAGAACAAAAGGAUAUAAAAAAUGUUGCACCGAAAGAAGUCAUUGAAAAGGAAAAGGAGAUUCCCAGUAGAGUGGUUGGGUUGGAAUCUUCAGCUAAACCACAAACCAAUGAACUCAGCGUGCCAAAUGAUGCUGUCAAACCUGUGCUAGAUAAAGUUGGAAGGGGAACUUUGGAUGAAGAAUUGAACGAGGUAAAAAGUAUUGAUGAACCUGUGAAGGUCGCACAAGACGCAACAGAGAAGAAAGUUGAAGAGAAGGUGGCAGAAAUAGUAGAGAAAGGGGCAAAUAGUAUUGAUGUUGAUGAUGACGACGAUGAUGAUGGUGAAAAUAGGUUGGUGAUAUUUGAAUUAGAUGAACAAGAGAAAGAGAAAAGAGAAAAUGCUGCUUCAAUGAGUGAUAGUAAAGAAGCGUCUAAAGUGACAGUGGUUGAAAUGAAAAAGGAAGAGGUGAAAAAGGUUGAACCACCAACUAAAGAGGUGGUAGUGGAGGCUAACAAGGAUCUGGUAACUAUUGAGAAAAAGGAUGACGUUCCAAAGAAAGUGGAACCGCCAAAAGUGAGUGUGGUGGAGGAGGAGGAGGAGAAGAAGAGAGAUGUGAAGAAGGUAGUCGAAGAGAAGAGGGAAGAAGUAGACAAGAGUGAAGAGGAAGAGGAUGACGAGGCAAUUAAUGCAGCCAUUAGACGUGUCAUUCAACAAACCGACGAAGAAAGCAACGAUUUCGAUUCACUGCCGCCACCUGUCAGAACUGUUGCACCCCCUCCACCACCUCCACCACCACAAGCACCCCAAACUCCAUCUCCGAUAACAUCUUACAAGAAAGAUAACAAAAGGCGAAAGGUGACAAUCAGUAAAGAAUUCAUUGAAGAGUCAGAUUCAGAUAGCGAUGUUGAGGUGAAGCCCAUUCCCAAACCCACCACAUCUAUUUCGACUUCACUUGCUCAUUCUAUGGGAACUGUUACAACAUCCGCUCCGGCCAUUCAGUCACCGGUAGUUCUACAGAAACCUGUCACGGUUACAAUUCCGUCAGUUUUGAAAACAACAACCCUUCCCGUACAGACAUCUGCUUCCUUGAAAAGCAAUUUUACUCUUUCUGCCCUGCAGGGUUCCAAGAUUACCACAGCAGCAUGUGGGCUGAUCAAACCGACCCUUCCGGGUACCAAGAUCUUGUUGAAUGUAUCAACUUCAGUGCAUCGCCCACCAAUGGCCACAGUCGCAACCACCGGACAUUUGCCAAUACUCACCGCUAUCCACAAACCUCCUCCUCUGACUUUUACCAGUCCCCUGACGCUGACCAGACCAUGCCUCCCUCUACUGACUCAGAGACCUCCACAAAGCACGGAUCCCAGCACAUCCAAACAAACUCUCACAUUGCCGAUUCUAUCCGCCAAACCUAUCAUCACAACAUCAACCAAUCUGCCGCAAACCGUUUCCAAUUUCACGCUAUUAUCAUCUGACAUGAAGGCGCUGCCCCAUCUCAUACCGAAACCGAACUUUGUAACCCAGUCAACAUCUACUUCAAUCAAAUCGACUCCGAUUUUGAUUGCUACCACUGUUCCUACAGCCGCUCUAACGGCUACUGACACCAAAAAACUCGCCGAGAAGAAGGAUAGUGUGGAAGUGAAGGUUGAAGACAAAUGUAUAAGAAUUGUAACUGUUGAUGAGGCAUCGAUAAAAACCAACAAAGCUGCUAGUGAGAUUAGUAAUGUGGCUGAGAAGAAAGAGGAGGUUAUUGUCGCCACAGUCAAGGAUGCAGUGAAAGAGGACAAAAUAGAUGUAGUUGGCAACUUGAUACAACAAAAGAAGAGCUCUACCUCUGAACUUGUCCCCUUGCCUACAGUUGUUGAACACAAAAUCGUGCCCGAAGUAAUUGAACCGGUCAAAGAAGUAAAGGCAGCUGAUAAAGUUGUUGAGAUACAGAAAAUCGUUGAAGACAAGCCGGGGAAAGUCGAGACAAAGUCGGAAGAGGUGAUGAAGAUGGUAUUGGAGGAGAUGCCCAAAACUAACAAGGUAGAAGAGGAAGAUGAUGAGGAUGACAUUAAACUAGAAAUAGCGGUUGAGGAGGAAGUGAAAUCAGAAGACGAAGAGGAGGAGAGAAGGAUAAUGAAGGAGUUCGAUUUGGCUGAAGAAGAGACAAUGGAGGCUGAUGAAGAUGAUGGGGAAGUGGAGGAUGAGGAUAUGGAUGCGGAUGAGGAGGAGGAAGAGGAUGAGGUCGAGGAACGCGAGGAGGAAGAGGAGGAGUGUGUGCAGUCGCUUUUGUGCGAGGAAACGAUACCGGGCAGUCCCGCUCCGCCCGCCGGGAAAGGCAAGGGUGACAACGACGACGACGACGACGACGAUGAUGAUGAUGACGGUGAGAGUGACAAGAGACCCUUGGCUAAGACAAACGAGUUGCCGUUCGCCAGCGCGCCGGGAACCAGUCAGCAUAGCGGUACCUCGACCAAUCACAGCAAGCCUGUCGUCCAGCAGGCCCCGUUGACACGCCCCCUGCUGCCCCCGCCCCCUUCGGCCCAGCCGCCAAUGGCAGUCGUUGCCCCGCCCACUGCUCCGCCCGACACUCCUCCCACCACUCCCGACAGCAGUUUGUCGCCAAUCUCCAACUCGCCUAGAGGUGAAAGGAGUGGAUCAUCUCCAGGCUUGGACAACGAUAGUACAAAAUCUCAGAGAGAUUCAUCCGAAAUUGACCUUGACUAUACGGAAACAAACAAAAUCGGUCAUUUCAGUGAAGAAGACUCAGUUUGUGCAGCGAGUGUUGCCGGCACAACUUUGCUGAAAAAGCCGCUAGGCAUGGCAACGUCGCAUCAGCCGCAGCUGCAUCAUGACGUCGAGUCGUCGCCGUCGAAAAAGCGUCGGCGCAGUAGAAAGCGCUCCGAGGAAGUAUGCAAGCGAGCCAAACUCGCCAGGAGAAGUCCACGUAAUCCUGCUGGCAGCGAUAGUGACGAUACAUCUGAAAACUCGCUGGCUGGAAGCUCUCUCGAUGUCGCGGCAUCUUCAAGGUCUCCCAAGCCAUCGAAACACAACUUCUAUGUUCAGUUGGAUCCUGAGUUAGAUGGAGCCCAAAGAAUAGAAGUUCUGCAGAAGAAGCUUCAAGAGCUUCGCACAACUUACAUGUCAUUGAAAAGCGAACUGGCCUGCAUAGAUCGAAGGAGAAAGAAGCUGAGGCGGAGAGAGAGAGAGGAAAAAUGUUCGAGGCAGCAGGAAGUCCAGUGCUCAUGAUGACAGCUGAUUAUGAAGAGCUCAAACUGUAAGAGUCGACCAGAAUUGUACUUGAAAUUCACAUAAUUUCACCAUUUCAUUCAUUUUUACGUCAGUUUUAGUGAUAUUAUUGUUAAUUUCAGUUUAGUAACGUAGGUAAAAAUAAUUUUCUUUUAGCGUUUAGAUUUUACAAAUUAUUGAAGUCAUGCAGUCAGGCUAUGGAAUAUCAAUGUGCAUUGCUUUGGAAUCUUUUGAGAGGAUUUGGUCAAUUCAGUGUAUUUUUUAUUGCUAUCUACCUAUUAAUGAUAUUCAUACUUAACAGAGAUGUAUCAGAUGUAUCAGCUGUAAUAUGUGUAUGUGUGUUUGUCCCUGUACAUUGUAAAGAUGGAUUUAACUAUUUACUAAUUUAUUAAUUCCACAACUUGUGGAGACAUGAGCAAUAACCAUCGAUUAAUAUUUUCUAACUAGGUUUACUUGAUGUAAUUACAAUAUUAUUGUCCCAAACAAGAUAUAUUACUAGAUGUAAUAGAUUAUUAAAUAGAGAGUUAUAUUUACUAUUUAAAAGAAUAUUAUACGAAUAUAUUUAUAUAUUUUUAAUAUAUUUAUUAUGUAAUUUGUAAAUAAGACUGCUUUAUAUCAGUGUUAUCAUUGUGAAAAUUAUUUUAUGGUUUCUUGUGUGCAUCGAUUAUGUAUUAUUUACAGUUUGAAUCUAUGUUUGUUAUUUGAAUCAUGGAUGCGACUUAAUUAAUUUCUUUUCAAAUACUUCACAAAAUCAUUAAAAAAUAUGAAUUAUUUAUCCACUGAUAUUAACUGUUUUUAUAAGUGUGGAUUUUAGAUGUAUUUUUUAUUAUAAUGUUUUAUAAUAGUAUCAGAUGUCACUAACAGUUUUCGAGGCUAUUAUUAUAAUGUGUAUAUUUACAAGUUAUAUGUAAAUACUGUAGUUUACUCAUUCAGUUGUCAUGUGGAGAAAUCUCGCUCAAAGCCUCUUCAUUUUGUAACUAUAAGAAUAGUAUCUAUUAUGGAGUAAGCUGCCCAAUGAUAAGAUUUUUUAAGUCAAUGAUUAUGUUGUCACUGUUGUUUUUUGUUGAAGUUAGAUCAUGUACAUAAUAAUAAGUGGAAUUAAAAUUUGAGUUGCUAAAAAUA